Molecule: messenger RNA, 984 nt
Organism: Helianthus annuus (common sunflower)
Lineage: Eukaryota; Viridiplantae; Streptophyta; Magnoliopsida; Asterales; Asteraceae
Exons: 3
Coding region: 1-984 (327 amino acids)
Molecular function (GO): nucleic acid binding; zinc ion binding
Source: RefSeq, a predicted model, not a curated record
AUGAAUUGUUUAACGAUUGGUGUAAACGUUUCAGUUUCAAAGAUGAUGGAAAAAGGUAAUGAUGAUGCGGUGCCGAUAGUCACCGAGCAAAUGAAAGAAGUAAUUGCUGAGGAAGUAGGAAAGGCAAUUGAAAAUAGCCUAUCCGGUUUUAUAGAUAAGAUUCAAAACAUGGUACUUUCGAUAGUCGAAGAAAGGAUCAAGAAGUUGGAAGAUAGUACCAACACAGCAAAGGAGAAAUCUGGAGAGCGCAAGAGCUGCUCGUACAAGGAAUUUAUGGCAUGUAAACCGCCACUUUAUAACGGAGAGGUGGAUCCAAUAAUAUGCCAACGAUGGUUAAGUGAUGUUGAAGGGGUGUUUGAGAGAACCCACUGCGACACAAACGACUUCGUAGCUUAUGGUACGGGUCAGCUGACAGUUAUCAACCGGAUCAAGGAGAAGUUUAUUCAGCUGAGACAGAAAGGUGAAUCUAUUGAUAAGAUCACAGGGAUCUUCCUUGACAAACUGAGAUUUUGUGAUGAGUUGGUGACGUCCGAAGAACAGAAAGUGUAUUAUUACUAUAAUAUGCUAAGCGCAGAGUAUCGGGAGUUUAUGACUCCCACGAAGUACGAGACUCUCACUGAAAUCAUUAACAUUGCUCGAGAAAGGGAGAUAGAGCUGAAAAAGCAAAUUGAGAGAGGUGAACGAAGGGCACAGACUGUUAAUCCAAGCCCUGCAAAGAAAGCACGAACCAUGGAGUCGUCAAAGAAACAGGAAAGGAAAGGCGGAACGCCAAGUUGUAAGGUUUGCGGGAAUGGGCACAAGGGCGAGUGCCGGUUUAAAGAUAAGCCAUGUCCUAUAUGCGGGAAGACAGGACACACGGCUGCGUUAUGCCCGGGAAAAGUGUCGGUUUGUUAUAAGUGCUACCAGCCGGGCCAUAAGAAAUCAGAAUGCCCGGAGUUUGUCGGGAAGAAGGCGUUGACUCAGGCAACGGAACUUACAACCUAA